Molecule: messenger RNA, 1897 nt
Organism: Tachyglossus aculeatus (Australian echidna)
Lineage: Eukaryota; Metazoa; Chordata; Mammalia; Monotremata; Tachyglossidae
Gene: MYCT1
Product: MYC target 1
Exons: 2
Coding region: 7-573 (188 amino acids)
Cellular component (GO): nucleoplasm
Source: RefSeq, a predicted model, not a curated record
GACAUUAUGGCUAAUAACUCAACAGGUUUAGAGAGCCCAUGGCCAGAAAACUUUUGGGAUGACCUGAUCCUGUCCUUCACAGUGUCCGUGGCCAUUGGGCUGGUGAUAGGAGGGAUAAUCUGGGCUCUGCAGUUCUGCCUAUCCCGUCGUCGAGCCAGUGCCCCCAUUUCACAGUGGAGCUCCAGCCGGCGCUCUAGGUCCGCUCACGGCCACAGUCUCAACAGAACCGGAUUCUACCGGCACAGCGGAUGUGAGCGGAGGAGCAACCUCAGCCUGGCCAGCCUCACCUUCCAGCGGCAGGCAUCUCUGGACCAAGCCAAUUCCUUCCCGAGGAAAUCCAGCUUCCGGGCCUCCACCUUCCACCCCUUCUUGCAAUGCCCACCACUCCCUGUGGAAACCGACAGUCAACUGGUGACUCUCCCAUCCACCAACACCUCCCCCAUCAUCAACCCCACCCACAGUCUGAGCCGCCCAGAGUUCCACUGGUCCAAUAACAGUCUCCGUAUUGGCCAUUCCACACAGACUCCUCCUCCUGCCUACGAGUCCAUCAUCAAAGCAUUUCCAGAUUCUUGAAUGGAGUUUUGAUUCCUUUUGUGUGUGUGUGCUUGAGUGAGGGAAGAAAUCCUAAGUCUACUUUACUACCUAUGUUUUUUAUUUCUCCAGCUGUGUGAAGCCAGCUAGGAAGUUCUCAAUGUUUAAAAGGGUGAGUGAAGGCUGAGCACCGUGGUACGUAAGAUGCCACGUUUUGCUUAGGAAAAUCACAAUCACGUAUAUCACAAGACACAAAAUCUCCUCUCCUCUCAUUCCGUAAUCCUUUUCAAUCAACAUCAUCAUGAAUCUUUAAAGAGCAAAAGGGAAGGAACUUUGUUAUCAAAGAAUCAUCUCUAGUACUGUGUACUCAUUACAGACUUUAAAAAAAUGCCUAUAAUUUACAUUUGACUUAAAAAAGGAAAACAAAGAAAAAAACACCUUUCCCAAAAACAAAGCCAAGACUUUUUAUUGCCAUUAUAAACUUCACUACAAAAUAAUGACAUGGAAAUAAAUGGUCAGAAUUUCCCCUUCGAAAAUUUUCAUUUGCUGUAGGCUGGUGCCCUCACUUCAAAUGAAUCCUUAACACAUGCCACUCUUAGACCGUAAGAGAAUGAAAUCCCAGGUUUACAAGAAGCAACAUCUCUUAGACAUUCUUUAGUAUUAAUAUUGUAUCUGAAUACUUGGAUGCAGUGCUAGACUGCCUGGGGCAACUGAAUGUGCAAGCAAGGAGAAGCAGAGACUGUGUUCAUGAGGACAAGGUUCUGAUGAAUCAAGGAACUGAACCUUUGCUAGAAAACUCCUUUUCUAGCACAGUGGAGGAAGAGUAGAUCUAUUUUGUGCUAUUUAGACUUGUAAGGUUGUUAUGGGCAGGGAACAUGUCCACUUAUUCUGUUCUAUUCUGCUCCCCCAAGCACUUAGUAUGGUGCUCUACAGGGUAGUAAGCACUCAUAACUACCACUGAUUGAUUGUCUGAUAAGGUCAAUAUGGAAAGUCAUUCAAGUCUCUGUUAAAUACAGGACAAGAUCAUUUCAGAUCCCUAAACCUCUUAUUUUUCCCUUUCCAAAUAUCAAGGUUAAAAAAACACAGAACUUGGAUUUUACCUAACAAAAAUUUAAGUUUGGUAAAUGGCCUGGUUAAGUUUUAGUGAGUCUGGUUACUAGAUAGUCUGGAAUAUAAUUCUAGGGACUACAUACCCAAAGCAGAGCAGUGAAGGUUAAAGAAUCCAUUCUCUCAGUCUCUCUCACAAAGCACAUAAAAUAUAGGAGGUAAGGGGAGUGAAGCUGCAUGACCUACUGGAGUGAGCAUGGGCCUGGGAGCCAGAGGACCUUGGUUCUAAUCCUGGCUCUUCCAAAUGGUUGCCAUUUGA